Molecule: messenger RNA, 1445 nt
Organism: Juglans regia (Persian walnut)
Lineage: Eukaryota; Viridiplantae; Streptophyta; Magnoliopsida; Fagales; Juglandaceae
Product: protein STRICTOSIDINE SYNTHASE-LIKE 6-like
Exons: 4
Coding region: 124-1272 (382 amino acids)
Biological process (GO): biosynthetic process
Molecular function (GO): strictosidine synthase activity
Source: RefSeq, a predicted model, not a curated record
CCAAUGUGAAUGACUAUUUCUCACCUCAAAUGGCCCCCUCGAACUGAUAAUAAUACGCCAUAUCUCCUCCCUCUCUCUCUCUCUCUGUAACCAAGUCUCCGAACUCACUCCCCAGUCCCAAUCAUGGCCGAUUCGAAGAUCCCCCACUCAGCUUCACGAACCAAGGCUUCUAGCGAAAAAGAAAACUCAUGGUCUUUCACGGUUUUUAUGGCGGUAUUGCUCCCCAUUUUUGCUGCCAUAGUUCUUUAUCAACUGGACUCGUUCGACCCGGCUCCUCUACCCCCGGACCUGCUGACUCGGCACGUUAUUGCCGUGCCGGCAAGUAACAAUCGUAUGCUCCGAGGAUCGGAGCCCUUGGGUGCGGGCCAUUUGUUGGGACCGGAAGAUGUCGCUUACGAUCCCAUCUCCGGAGUCAUCUACACGGGCUGCGCAGAUGGGUGGAUCAGCCGGGUCACGGUGAACGACUCGACGGUGCAGAAAUGGAUAAACACCGGAGGCAGACCGUUGGGAAUCGCUGUUGUACGUGACGACGAAGUUUGGGUUGCUGAUCCCGAAAAGGGCCUCCUGAAGGUGAAGGCUGCAGAUGGGACAGUGGAGCUGUUGACAGAUGAGGCUGAGGGACAAAAAUUCGGAACGACAGACGCAGUAGAUGUAGCAGAUAAUGGCAUGGUUUAUUUUACAGAUGCUUCGUAUAAAUAUAGAUUGCAUGAGUUCAUUUGGGAUAUAUUGGAGGGUAAGCCUCACGGUAGACUUUUGAGUUAUGAUCCAGCGACCAAGAGAACAAAGGUGCUGGUUCGCAAUCUCUACUUUGCUAAUGGAGUGGCAGUCUCGCCUGAUCAAAAUUACGUCAUCUUCUGCGAAACCUUAGCGAGAAGGUGUAGAAAAUAUCAUAUACAAGGUAAGGAAAAAGGAAAAGUCAGUGAAUUUAUUGAUCAUCUACCAGGCAUGCCAGAUAAUAUCCGAUAUGAUGGAGAAGGCCACUACUGGAUUGCAUUGGCAACGGGGCCCACACUUUCAUGGCAUUUAGCAUACAGAUACCCUUUCGUCCGGAAGUGCAUAGCAAUGAUGGAGAAGUACAUAGGGCGACCAAAUAUGGAGAAGAAUGGAGGGGCUCUUGCCGUUGAUUUGGAAGGAAAACCAACAGCUCACUACUAUGAUCCUGGACUGUCAAUGGUUUCAAGUGCGAUCAAGAUCGGACAUCAUUUGUACUGUGGAUCCCUUGUUGCCCCCAACAUUAUCCGCCUCAAUUUGAGACAACAUCCUGCCAGAUAGCAACAUGCGCCCCCAAAAGAAGAAUUUUCGUUGCAAUAAUUGGCUAGAUAAUCUAUUAUCUUGAUGAACAGGAUCUCGUUCUAGCUCUCUAGAUCAUCUGUGCUGUGUGUACCUGGUGCUCAGGUGGAAGCUUGCAUGGGGGAUAUCUAAUUAAUGAUUCAUCUGUGGACCUA